Messenger RNA from Camponotus floridanus (Florida carpenter ant), 733 nucleotides. RefSeq lists its product as uncharacterized. The record is from RefSeq and is a predicted model, not a curated record. NCBI's taxonomy places the organism in Eukaryota, Metazoa, Arthropoda, Insecta, Hymenoptera, Formicidae. The transcript has 4 exons. The annotation marks the transcript as partial.
AUGUCACAAUAUAAUUUGGAUGAUUCGGAAGAUCAUAACUCAAAUCAUAUAUUUCAAAACUCUGAAAAUCAUAUUGAUAAACUUAUUGAAAUUGACAAUUUAAAUGCAAUGGAACUAUUAACACCAAGUGAUGUACUUGAAAGUAUACAAAUGUAUGAUUCAACAGUUGAAAUUGUUGGCUAUGUUGAUAACAUCGAAUCUCCACGUUGCGUGGGCUCGCAACAACAAUAUAAGUUCUUCAAAUUUUAUUUAAAUAACGGAAAAGGAAAAAGGGUUCAAAUUGUUGCCUGGAAUGAUGACAUUGAUUUUGUGGAACAUCAUAUAAAAGUAAACACUAUUAUUCAUUUGGAUGGUACUCAGGCACGUCCGCCAAAAAUACCUCAAUUCAACAAUGGUAAUAUGCCGUAUGAGCUAUUAAUAAAAUCAAAUACAAUAAUUUCAAAUCUUGGAAAAUUUGAACCAAUGGAAAUAGUAGAUACCACACCUGAGACAAUUGAAUUAUCUGAUGUAUUAAAUGCUACAAAAAAUCGCAUUAUAUUGAGAGGAUACGUAAAGACGAAUUUUGCUGAAGUAUAUAACAACAACAUGAACAAAAUUAUUGGAUGUGGUGCAAUAACUGAUGGCACAUUCAAACUGGAAAUUCAUGUAAUAAAUUUUAGUAACGAUGAUUAUACUUUACUUGAUAUUAGAAAAGGUGAUCAUGUAGAAAUUAUUGGUAUCAUGCAAACUACAG